AUGCCACCCUCACUGUCGCGCGUUCCCUACAAAGAUUCAAAAUAUCCAAAAGUCGAUGAUCGUGAUCAUAAAACAAUACAAAAACAACCAUUCGACACUAUAUUAGAUCGUUUAUGUCGACAAUAUGAAAAUGAAUAUGUUGCUGAUCCAUCUAAUUGUCAACGAUACAUUCAUUGUGCAGAUGGUCAACCACGAGAAUUCAAAUUAUGUCCACCCGGUUUAUAUUGGUCUCAAAAACUUAAACUGUGUGGUUGGCCAUCUCAAUCAGAUUGUCCAACUAAAAGUCAACCAAAUUCUAAACUGACAACAUAUCUUACUCCUUAUGUCGUACCAGAAGUUAAUUCUCCCAUGCCAAAUGGAAAUGCCGCGAUACAAUGUCCUAUGAGUGAUAAACCAAUCACUUAUCCUGAUCCAUACGACUGUUCAAUAUUUCAUUAUUGUCUCAAUGGUGUUGAUCAAAUUCGACCAUGUCCGGCAACGUUAUACUAUGAUAAAGAGCAUGGAAGUUGCAAUUAUCCAUAUAAUGUUACUUGUAAGACUAUCAAACCGACGGCAUCGAACUAUCUAAUCAAUAAGUUAUUUUUCUUCGCAGGUCGAAAUAAAUGUCAAGCUCAAAAUGAGGGUGCAAAAUUUGUUGAUCUAAAAAGUUGCUGUCAUUAUCAAGAAUGUAUUAACGGUCGUUUCAUAACAUAUGCUUGUCGUUCACCAUUGCAAUUUGAUAUUACCACAAAACGUUGUGAAUUUUAUAAAAAAGUUGAGUGUGCGGGAAGAAGAGCGUGUACCAAUCUUUGUCAUUAUUUCGAAGAUCAAUCAAUAUGUGAUUUAUAUCCAUCAUGUUUAAACCAUGCUGAUGGUUGGUAUCUUGAUCGGACAAAACCUGGAUGUCAAGUAGCGAUUCAAUGUGUUGAUCAGCGAUUAUUAAAUACAACAAAAUGCCCAGUUAACAAACGUUUUAAUCAAAAUACUGGAAGAUGUGUGCCCGCAAUACAAGUCGUCUGUUCAGGACCAGGAUCGGUUAUUACAAGCUCUAUAUUAAUUAUUUUUAAUUUAAUAGUUAUUAUUCAUCUACGUAGUAGCAGUUCUGUUGAUAGUUAUUAA
Messenger RNA from Didymodactylos carnosus, 1098 nucleotides. Lineage: Eukaryota; Metazoa; Rotifera; Eurotatoria; Philodinida; Philodinidae. The record is from the annotation of a GenBank genome assembly.